CUAUGGGGUUUUGGGUGGGUGACUGUUCUAAAGAAAGAGCAGAGAAGUGUGUAAGACAGCAGCUCUGCUUCCUGGUCCUAACUCUGGACUGUCAGGUUUUAGAAAUAAACUUCGCCAUAUUUCUAGAUAAGAGAGCCGCUCCAUCCAAAGUGGGAUGGAUGCCGUCUCUCCUAAUCAGACCAGGUUUUCCCCAAAAAGGCUUCCAGUUAUCAAUGAAGCCCACAUCGUUUGCUGGACACCACCUCGACAGCCAGCGGUGGAAUGACGACAUGCGGCUAUACAUGUCAUCACUGGUCACAUUGGGCAGGGGUCCAGAGAAAACUACGGUGUCCGACAUUGUCUUAGCAUAGUUACACACCGACUCCACAUUAAUCUUAGUGACCUCCGAUUGGCGUAAACGGGUGUCGUUACCGCCGACGUGGAUAACAAUCUUACUGUAUUUACGUUUAUCUUUAGCCAGCAGUUUUAAAUUUGAUUCAAUGUCGCCCGCUCUGGCCCCAGGGAUACAUUUAACUAUGGCCGCUGGCUUCACUAACUUCACGUUUCUGACUAUGGAGCUGCCAAUAACCAGAGUUGGUUCCUCAGCGGGUGUAUCGCUGAGUGGGGAAAAUGUAUUAGAAACAUGAAUGGGUUGGUGGUGAACUGUGGGCUUCAGUGUUUUAGUCUUCCUUCGCUCAGUCACCCAGCCUCCCUGUCUGCCCGGCUGCUCGGGAACUACUGGGGGAACUACCAGGGGAUCUACCGGAGGAUAUACCGGGGGAACUACCGGGGAAGGCAGAUGGGGACACCUAAACAGGUCGUCUUGGGAACUUUGGAGGAUUUGGGAGCCGAGGACUUAAAAAUAUUCAAGUGGUACCUGCAGCAGUCAGAGGUCCUGGCAGGCUUCCCAGCAAUCCCAAAGAGUCGACUGGAGAAUGCAGACAGGGUGGACACAGUGGAUCAGAUGGUGCAGACCUACUGUAUAAACACUAUCAAAGUGACCAGAAUGGUUCUGGAGAAGAUGAAUCUAAAUAAUAUGGUUGAGAAUUUAUCAAACACCAUCACAAAACCUACAGAUAUUCUUUCGGAGUGUCAGCAUAAACUCAAAUCCAACCUGAAGAAAAAGUUUCAAUAUGUUUUCGAGAAAAUCACAAAAGCAAGGAAGGAAAUGCAAGGAAAUUCAAAACAUCUACAUGACAUCUACACUGAGAUCUACAUCAUGAUGGAAGAAACUGGAGAGGUCAACAUGGAGCAUGAGGUCAGAAAAAUUGAAACAGCAUCCUGGAAACCAGAUAGACCAGAAACAACAAUCAGACAAGAAGACAUCUUUAAACCCUCACCUGGAAGAGAUGAACCAAUCAGAACAGUGAUGACAAAGGGAGUGGCUGGCAUUGGGAAAACAGUCUUAACACAGAAGUUCACUCUGGACUGGGCUGAAGACAAAGCCAACCAGGACAUACAGUUCAUAUUUCCAUUCACUUUCAGAGAGCUGAAUGUGCUGAAAGAGAAAAAGUACAGCUUGGUAGAACUUGUUCAUCUCUUCUUUACUGAAACCAAAGAAGCAGGAAUCUACAGGUUUGAAGAGUUCCAGGUUGUGUUCAUCUUUGACGGUCUGGAUGAGUGUCGACUUCCUCUGGACUUCCACAACACUGAGAUCCUGACUGAUGUUACAGAGUCUACCUCAGUGGAUGUGCUGCUGACAAACCUCAUCAGGGGGAAACUGCUUCCCUCUGCUCGCCUCUGGCUAACCUCACGACCUGCAGCAGCCAAUCAGAUCCCUCCUGAGUGUGUUGACAUGGUGACAGAGGUCAGAGGGUUCACUGACCCACAGAAGGAAGAGUACUUCAGGAAGAGGUUCAGAGAUCAGGAGCAGGCCAGCAGAAUCAUCUCUCACAUCAAGACAUCACGAAGCGUCCACAUCAUGUGCCACAUCCCAGUCUUCUGCUGGAUCACUGCUACAGUUCUGGAGGAUGUGUUGAAGACCAGAGAGGGAGGAGAGCUGCCUAAGACCCUGACUGAGAUGUACAUCUACUUCCUGGUGGUUCUGUACAAACUGAAGAACAUCAAGUAUGAUGGAGGAACUGAGACAGAUCCACACUGGAGUCCAGAUAACAGGAAGAUGAUUGAGUCUCUGGGAAAACUGGCUUUUGAGCAGCUGCAGAAAGGCAACCUGAUCUUCUAUGAAUCAGACCUGACAGAGUGUGGCAUCGAUAUCAGCGCAGCCUUAGUGUACUCAGGAGUGUUCACACAGAUCUUUAAAGAGGAGAGAGGACUGUUCCAGGACAAGGUCUUCUGCUUCAUCCAUCUGAGUGUUCAGGAGUUUCUGGCUGCUCUUCAUGUCCAUCUGACAUUCAUCAACUCUGGAGUCAAUCUGCUGGCAGAACAACAAACAACAUCCUGGUGGGGACUGUUUCUAUUUAGCAACAAACCUGAACCAACAAAUCUCUACCAGAGUGCUGUGGACAAGGCCUUACAGAGUCAAAAUGGACACCUGGACUUGUUCCUCCGCUUCCUCCUGGGUCUUUCACUGCAGACCAAUCAGACUCUCCUACGAGGUCUGCUGACACAGAUAGGAAGUAGCUCACAGACCAAUCAGGAAACAGUUGGGUACAUCAAGGAAAAGAUCAAUGACAAUAUUUCCCCAGAGAGAAGCAUCAAUCUGUUCCACUGUCUGAAUGAACUGAAUGAUCGUUCUCUAGUGGAGGAGAUCCAACAGUCCCUGAGUUCAGGAAGUCUCUCUACAGAUAAACUGUCUCCUGCUCAGUGGUCAGCUCUGGGCUUCAUCUUACUGUCAUCAGGAAAAGAUCUGGAUGUGUUUGACCUAAAGAAAUACUCUGCUUCAGAGGAGGCUCUUCUGAGACUGCUGCCAGUGGUCAAAGCCUCCAGCAAAGCUCUGCUGACCAGCUGUAACCUCUCAGAGAGAAGCUGUAAAGCUCUGUCCUCAGUUCUCAGCUCCCAGUCCUCUAGUCUGAGAGAGCUGGACCUGAGUAACAACGACCUGCAUGAUUCAGGAGUGAAGCUUCUCUCUGCUGGACUGGAGAGUCCACACUGUAAACUGGGAACUCUGAGGUUGUCAGGCUGUCUGAUCACAGACGAAGGCUGUUGUUCUCUGGCCUCAGCUCUGAGAUCCAACCCCUCCCAUCUGAGAGAGCUGGACCUGAGCUACAACCAUCCAGGAGACUCAGGAGUCAAGUUGCUGUGUGCUGGACUGGGGAAUCCAGACUGGAGACUGGACACUCUCAGGGUGGACCAUGGUGGAGAACAGAGACUGAAAUCUGGUCUGAAGAAGUAUUUCUGUGAACUCACAGUGGACCCAAACACAGUGAACAGAAAGCUCAGACUGUCUGACAACAACAGGAAGGUGACACUGGAGCAGAAAUAUCAGUCAUAUCCUGAUCAUCCAGAGAGAUUUGACUACUGGUAUCAGCUGCUGUGUAGAAAUGGUCUGACUGGUUGCUGUUACUGGGAGGUCGAGUGGGAAGGAGAGGUUUGUGUAGCAGUGACUUACAGAGGAAUCAGCAGGAGAGGAAACAGUGAUUACAGCAGGUUUGGAGGAAAUGAUCAGUCCUGGACUCUGACGUGCUCUGAGGAUGGAUACACCGUCUGGCACAAUAACAGAGAAACUGUCAUCUGUCUCUCCUCCUCCUUCUUCUCCUCUGUCUCUAACAGAGUAGCAGUGUAUGUGGACUGUCCUGCUGGCACUCUGUCCUUCUACAGAGUCUCCUCUGACACACUGAUCCACCUCCACACCUUCAACACCACAUUCACUAAACCUCUGUAUCCUGGGUUUCUGUUCUGGUCGUAUGACUCCUCAGUGUCUCUGUGUUCUCUGUAGGAGGGAAACAACCUCACAAUAUUAUAAUAAACCUGUGCACUUUUCACUUCAAGGCCA
Messenger RNA from Dicentrarchus labrax (European seabass), 3871 nucleotides. RefSeq names its product NACHT, LRR and PYD domains-containing protein 3. Lineage: Eukaryota; Metazoa; Chordata; Actinopteri; Moronidae. The transcript has 7 exons. The coding region runs from base 623 to 3814 and encodes 1063 amino acids. The record is from RefSeq and is a predicted model, not a curated record. Gene Ontology annotation, molecular function: protein binding.